AUGGCGGACAGCGACAGCGGGGACUGGGGACCGAAGUCAAACGAAUGCAUAGAACGAGUUGACGCGAAGUUUAAGUGUCACGACUUAUCUUCACGACAAUGGCCGCCGAUUGUGAUUUAUUGGGAUGUUACUUCAGACAUUGAUAAUAUAAGUGUCCACCAUAUGGACAUAUACACCGGCCACUGUCCAGAGUACAAGUAUCGUAUUGGCGACACAUAUGGCUCGACAACACACAAAAUAUUACUCGAUCCCAGCGUUAAUCACAGCGAAAGAUUAGUUCUGUCUGAUAGGACUGCUGACGAUUUUCAGAUAUACCGUCCACCGCAAACUGACAUUGAUGUCGUGAACGCACGGUUCCGCAAUGGCGACCCCGUAUACAAGCAUCCUAUGAUACCAGGAUAUGAAGGUUUCUUACCUCGAUUGAAUGCUCACUUUGGUCAGCGGUACACUGUCUCUGCGACCGAGGCGCUAUCAGAAUUUCAAAAAUCACAGCUUAACAGCAGAGCCGCUAGGAACCAAUUAGAAAGGGUGGUUGAUCUACAAAUCGGAAAAGGACAACCAUGGGACCUUUUGGAUAGAUUCUCUGCUACAGCCGAAUUCAAAUUGCCGUUAGUGGUUGUGAGGCCAGAAUGUGCUGGAAUUUUAAGGGACUUGCCAAUGGAUGAACCGAAACUAGCACCACCCACACAUUCCACCAGCCCUUACUUUAUGGAAAAUAGCCAUCCAGAUAAAUAUAUUGUAAAAGGUUAUUCCGGUCAUGUGCCAUACGGAUUCCAAAGAUUUGGGGAGUCUUCAAAGAAACUUACAAAUUCUGCACUUUGCGACUUUUCGUCCAACUACAGACGAAGGCAAAGUACAGAGUGGGCUCCUGUUAAUGUAGUGAAGUAA
This is a messenger RNA of Danaus chrysippus (African queen), 888 nucleotides long. The record is from the annotation of a GenBank genome assembly. NCBI's taxonomy places the organism in Eukaryota, Metazoa, Arthropoda, Insecta, Lepidoptera, Nymphalidae.